AUGUCGUCUUUCGCCGAAUGUGAGUCCCUAUCUUCGCCUGCGCCGCCCACUGACUGUCAGGACCUCAAGCACCGAGCCUUCACUGUUGGCAUUGCGGCAUAUACCUUCUGGCAAAGGACCCUGAUGCACCAGCACAUUCCGACCGCCUUCACAACAGGCCGCAAGAUCCUGGCCUUGCUGGGCGACUUCGUGACGCUGUAUCUGGGCAAAGUCUCCAGUGAACUUGAAGCUUUGUCCCUUCAGAUUUGUGCUUCACAAACGGAGAUAACACUUGACGACAUCACCAAAUUGCUCUUCCUCAUCCAAGCGUGGGCCUCAAUCCACGACUGGCUGGACUGCGUCGCAACCGAACUCGAUAAUCACGCCGUUGGGGACGCAGAACAAAAAAUUUCAAAUUUGUGCGAGCAACUCAUCGAUAGAGACCGUCAAAUGAAAGAAAAGAAUGCGACGAUAGCUGAUCUCACCGACCAACUAGCCGCACAAGACAACAAGGUGUACCAGCUUACCUCCGAGCUGGACGACUCAUUCGCGAAGAUUGAUGCCCUCCGUGAGGCGCUCGAGGAGGCCCUUGCAGCGGAUAAGGCUGCCUGUGCCCAGGCUGACGUCGUCGUCGCCCAGAUGGAUGCCCUCCGGCAACAGAAGGCCGUAGCCGUUGAAGAACUCGCCCGUGUGCAGGCUGAAGCUGCUGCCCUCGCCGCCGAAAACGCUGCCCUCCGUGAACGGGAGCAGGCCCAGGUCUUAGAGCUUGAGGCCAAGUAUAAGGAGAUCGCUGCCUUGCGGCAGCAGCUGGGGAUUUUGCAGAAGCAGGCCAACGAGCAUCUCCAAACCGAGGUGAGGACAUAA
This is a messenger RNA of Thermochaetoides thermophila DSM 1495, 843 nucleotides long. RefSeq lists its product as uncharacterized. The transcript has a single exon. The record is from RefSeq and is a predicted model, not a curated record. Lineage: Eukaryota; Fungi; Ascomycota; Sordariomycetes; Sordariales; Chaetomiaceae. The coding region runs from base 1 to 843 and encodes 280 amino acids.